Ectocarpus sp. CCAP 1310/34 is the source of this 406-nucleotide messenger RNA. The record is from the annotation of a GenBank genome assembly. NCBI's taxonomy places the organism in Eukaryota, Phaeophyceae, Ectocarpales, Ectocarpaceae.
AGCCGCAGCUGCCGAGCGUGGAAGUGCUACCGCCGGAACAGUGCUUCCAUGUACGACAGGCGACGGGCCGACCGCCAGCUCAAGAUCCGGCUACUCCAGGCUGAAGUGGUGGAGACUCCUGUAUGGGUGCACCUCGUGGAGCCAAACAGCGGAGCACUACACGAAGCUCAAUGGGACCCACCGCCAGUUACUUCCACGCUGCAUCGGCUGGAGCAAGCGGCAACGCUCAGACAGCCCCCCUGUCCUAUGCCCAGGCCCUCAUCCAGGCCGGCUGCGAGGAAACCAUCGAGGCCACCGUGCGCAAACGGAGACUGUGUUUCGCGGGCUUUGUUAUGCGCAUGGAGGACAACCGCCUCCCCAAGCGCAUGCUGUUAGGAGCGAUGGCGGGGGGCUUGGGAUUCUGGGG